Camellia sinensis is the source of this 2369-nucleotide messenger RNA. Its product is annotated as serine/threonine-protein kinase PBS1. NCBI's taxonomy places the organism in Eukaryota, Viridiplantae, Streptophyta, Magnoliopsida, Ericales, Theaceae. Gene Ontology annotation, molecular function: ATP binding; protein kinase activity. The record is from RefSeq and is a predicted model, not a curated record. Gene Ontology annotation, biological process: protein phosphorylation.
GUCUGUUCUCUGUUCUCUGUUCUCUGUUCUCUGUCUCUCUCACAAAUAUACGUGUGUAAAUAUCUAUUUCUAACUCAACACUAGCUGUUGAAGAUGCAUAGUGUUUUGGUCAAAGUUAUAUAGUGUGAACACACAUAUAUAAUAGAAGUACACAUGUAAAAGACACAGGCUCAUCUGAUGUUUUUGAAAAUCCAAAGCCAAAGCCAAAGCCAAAGCUAAAGCAAACCCAAAGCCGGCUGUCACAAUAAUCCACCUCCUCCAUUAUUUGGAUUUGUUGUGGUUUUCUUCAACUUGUGGAUUGUGGUUUGGAUGCAUGUUUGAUGUGGUGAGUGCUGGAAUUUGAAAAUCUGAUCUAUUUUGUGUGAAUCGGACAACUUCAAGAGAAGAGAAGAGAAGAGAAGAGAAGAGAAGGGUUUGAAGAAAUCUUUGAUUUUGAGGGAGAGAGAUAAAUGGGUUGUUUUCCUUGUUUUGAUUCCAAGGAAGAGAAACAGCUCAAUCCCGAUAAACAAAGAGAUCAUCGCAAUGAAAUCCACCCAACUCUCCCCUCCAACAUAUCUAAAUUAUCUUCUGGAGGAGACAGACUGAAAUCAAGAAACAAUGUGGGGAUGAGGAAGGAGUCAUUGGGGGGUCCAAAGGAGGCUCCUGAUGUUAAUAUUGCUGCACAAACAUUCACUUUCCGUGAGCUUGCUGCUGCAACAAAGAAUUUUACACCAGAGUGUUUCUUAGGGGAAGGUGGAUUUGGGUGUGUAUACAAAGGGCGGCUUGAAAGCACAGGCCAGGCUGUUGCUGUCAAACAAUUGGACAAAAAUGGGCUUCAGGGUAAUAGGGAAUUUCUCGUGGAGGUUCUCAUGCUCAGCCUUCUACAUCAUCCUAAUCUCGUUAGUUUGAUUGGGUAUUGUGCUGAUGGGGAACAACGACUUCUUGUCUAUGAAUUCAUGCCCUUUGGAUCUUUGGAAGAUCACCUUCAUGAUCUUCCACCGGACAAAGAACCACUAGAUUGGAACACAAGGAUGACAAUAGCAGCUGGAGCAGCAAAAGGUUUGGAAUACCUCCACGACAAAGCAAACCCUCCAGUAAUCUAUAGGGAUUUCAAGUCAUCGAACAUUUUAUUGGAUGAAAGAUAUCACCCAAAGCUAUCUGAUUUCGGGCUUGCAAAGCUUGGUCCUACAGGAGACAAGUCGCACGUUUCCACCAGGGUCAUGGGAACCUACGGUUAUUGUGCUCCUGAGUAUGCCAUGACUGGACAACUGACUGUGAAAUCUGACGUUUACAGUUUCGGAGUAGUUUUCUUGGAGCUUAUUACUGGACGCAAAGCCAUUGACAGCACCCUACCCCAUGGAGCACAGAACCUUGUCUCAUGGGUCUGUUUAGUCCAGAAGUAUCUAAAAAGUGAACAUUUAAAAAAAAAAAAAAUUCACCGAAGACAAAACAAUACAAAGAAGUCAAAUUUUUUAUGGGCUCGUCCCCUGUUCAACGACCGUAGAAAAUUUGCAAAACUGGCAGACCCACGAUUGAAGGGUCAGUAUCCAAUGCGGGCUCUGUACCAAGCUCUAGCCGUGGCGUCCAUGUGCAUCCAAGAACAAGCUGCCGCCCGUCCUCUCAUCAGAGAUGUGGUCACCGCCAUAUCUUAUCUGGCAAACCAAGCGUAUGACCCUAAUGCUACUGCUCCACCGGGGCAUAGCUAUAGGUUCCCCGGGGAUAAGGAUGAGAAAAGAACCAAAGAUGAGAGAGGCGGAAGGAUAUUAAGGAACGAUAAAGGCUGUGGGUCUGGGCUCAAGUGGGAUUUUGAAGGAUUCGAAAAGGAAGACUCUCCAAAAGAAACUGCAAGGAUGUUAAAUAAUAGGGACUUGGAUAGGGAACGUGCUGUUGCCGAGGCCAAAAUGUGGGGAGAGAAUUGGCUAGUAAAAAGACGCGAAAAUGCUCAAGGUGGUUUCGAUGGCACUGAUGGGCAAUGCUCAAAUGUAUAACGUUGGGUUCCAUCUACUACCUCGGUUCAUUUUGGGAAUGAAGAAACAGCAGAAGUGAACUUUUUUCCUCCUGGAAGUGAGCUUUUUAAAAGGUGCAACCUAGAUUUUUUUUGUUUUUUGUCCCACAGCAAGAGUGAGAGUUGAGGCUCAUGGGAAGAGACUUGGGGCUGAAAUGUGUACUUCUUAAAUUCCAUUUUUCUUUUAUUUUCUGGAACACAAGAAAGAAUACAAGCAAGUAGUGUAUAUUUCUAUUAAAAGAACAAGAGCAGAAGAUUAUGAUGUAUUCAAAAAUUGGGUCAUGUUAUAAAUUGGUAUUGGUAUAAUACACACGGUGGAUAUCAGGUGUAAACUGGUGUUGGUUACUACUAAUUGUGAUUUUUGGUAAUGGAGCAUUGUUGGUUA